Drosophila willistoni is the source of this 5320-nucleotide messenger RNA. RefSeq lists its product as uncharacterized. The transcript has 12 exons. Bases 16 to 4953 code for a protein of 1645 amino acids. Lineage: Eukaryota; Metazoa; Arthropoda; Insecta; Diptera; Drosophilidae. Gene Ontology annotation, cellular component: spindle. Gene Ontology annotation, biological process: establishment of mitotic spindle orientation; signal transduction; regulation of establishment of bipolar cell polarity. Gene Ontology annotation, molecular function: protein binding. The record is from RefSeq and is a predicted model, not a curated record.
AAAGGACAGACCAACAUGGAGGAUUCUGCAGCCGGAGCAGGACCGGGGCCAGCUACCAAGAAGAGCUCAACCACCUUGUCAGUGGAUCGGGCCGCAUUUCUGCUCCUGCGCGUCCGCAAGGCAUUCAAAAAGAAGCGGCAACAACGCAAAGAACGACAGGCCCAACAAAGUGGCGCCGCAUCUGCGGGCGGUGGCGCCUGCGGUGGCAGUGGUGGAAGUGGCCCAGGCUCACAAUCGCGUACGGGCAGCCGUAAGCUGCCGCCGCCAUUGUUACGGUCGCGCACACUGCCGGCCAUUAUUGUGCCUGGACUUCCGCUUGUCUCGCUCCAUACGGAUAAACAAACAUUUCAAUUGGAUGAACGACUGUUGGGUAGCAAAAGCCGCAGCGGAAGUGCCAGUGGUCAUCGUUGGUCAUUGCUCACACGUGGCAGUGGCGCUGCUGGCGGUGGCGGUGCUGGCGGUGGUGGUGGCAGUAGCAGCAGCAACAACAACAACAACACCCAUUUGACCAACAACAAUAAUACACUAAUGGUGAAAUCAUUGAAUUUACCCAAAGAUGAUAGCUCAUUGGUUUAUCGACGUAAAUCCUCGGGCAGCACACCGCAUCAGGCGCAGCAGGCGCAUCAUUCAUCAGCCCAACAGCAGCAACAACUGCAACUGCAACAGCAACAGCAGUACCUGCAACAUCAGCAACAUUUGUAUGCCCAACAUGCCGCGGAUAGUUCGCUAUUUCAGUUAUCCGACGACUUUGAGUGUCAUGCAGAUGGCUCACUUUUACUUAGGAUACCCGCACCGCAUGUUGUGGCUGCACGUGCCUAUCGUCUAGCUGCCAGAAAACGUGCCGCAGCAUCUUCAGAAGCCUCAACGCCAAUGCCAAGAGAGCAUACACUCCAUGAGCUACCGAUGGUCGGGGCUGUGGGUGGAUCUUCCGGUUCGGGGACGACAUUUACGCGUCUGGCCAAAUUGCUGCAUCAAUCAAGUGCCAGGUCAAAUCUGCAACCGCCGCCAGGCGACAAUGUGCACAUGGAAGGAGCAGCAAAAAGUAGUCUGGGCUUGGGCCUCGGUUUGGGUGAAGAGGCGCCACGUCGUCUAUCCUGGGAAAGGCGCAAGGAUAGCAGCGCACUUCAACGCUCAGCCAGCAUUGACUCCUUUGCCGAGAUUGUGUUUAGUGAUUCGCCGCGUCCCUCACUGGAUAUACCACGAGGUAGCGUGGCAGUGACGACCGGGCCAGGAGGAGCACCAUCUCCGUUCAGCAAACGGCCCUCGGCAAGCAGUCUAUAUUCGACCUCCUCAUCAGUUUCUUUUAGCUCACAGACGCAGGCUCAGUUGAAUGUCAAUUACAGUGACCAAGGCACUGGCUGCGGCGGCGGCUCAACUAGCGGCCAUCAUCAUCAGCAUCCGGGCAAUGGGAGCAACAGUGCAGGCAGCAGCCGGCGGGAAAGUAUGCUCAGUCCAUCGUCAACGCGACGCUCCAAGCUGACCAGAAUCGUUAAUGCUCUCUUUUCGGCCGUGGAGCAUGGACAUCUGGAGAAAGCACGCACCAUUCUCGAGUCCACAGAUGUGGAUGUGAAUAGCAUCAAUUCAGACGGGCUAUCCGCCUUGGAUGUGGCCGUUCUGAGUAAUAAUCGGUCCAUGACCAAAAUGCUGCUUCAACAUGGCGCCAUGGAGGGCUCCCAGUUUUCAGUGGACAGCAUUGGCACAAAGCUAAAUGGACUGCUUAAAGAUGCCGAAUCGCGUAUACAUGAUCUAAGCGGUCCAGAAGGUCUUUGCCCUCCCAUGUUUGCCUCAAGACCGUCCAUUUCGAGUAUCAUAAUUGGUAACACGGGUUCUUCAGUCACGGGAUGCACUGGCAGUGAGGUGGAGAAACAAAUCGGUAUAUGGGAACGACGGGUCAAGGGUUUGCGACGAAUGCUAUUGGGCUGGGAUCAAGCCCGUCCACCAGAUGCCCCCGCUUCGGUGGUUGUCGAUGUCACUGGUGACAAUUCCAUCAGCGUUCAAAUCUUGGAGCCAUUCGAGGGUGCCAUUGGCACAAAGUUCAAAGUUCAAUGGUCAACCCGCGCAGAUUUCAACAAUGUGGUGGGGGAGAGUGAGCUGCUCGAAUGGAUAAGCUUUCAUGGAACUAUGGGUGCCCAGUGUCACAUUGCCGGUCUAACGCAGGGACGACGUUACUUCCUUCGUGCCGCGUGUGGCAACGUCAAGGGAUGGGGAGCCUAUCGCAAUUCGGUGCCAGCUAGUGUAGUUCCAUCGACCUGGCGGGACUUGGACAAUCGUGAGGAUCGCUUUUUGGGUAGGCAACGUAUCCUUGACAAUCUAUUCACAGCCGUUCGCUUGGCCCGACCAGCAGAUGUUUCAGAACUAACUUUGGACCCAGCUGGGGCACAACGUCGCAAUCCGAAGAAGAAGACAACUAUUAAACAACUCUUCUCCGUUACGUCCAAGUUCCAAAAAACCCUACGAAGAGGCAUUUACUUUUCAUGCAUUGUCCAUUGCGAUGACAAGAUUCUGGUGACCAGCGAGGAUUUUCCACCAGUUAUUGAAAUCGAUGAAUCUUAUCCGAGUGCCCUGCACAUGGACUAUUACUGGCUAAUGAAGAUUGCGUGCACAUGGGAUGAUGUGAAGUCACUACGCACGGACAUGGAGCGUAAUCUAACCUCGGCCGUGCAAUUUCGCACCAAGUUGCUAUCGGCCGUGUGUCAAAUGCAGUCGGCAUUGGGUUUCACGGAUCUUGGACAGCUGUACUAUAAACCCUUGCGGGAUGCCCAGGGCACUGUGGUUCUGACCUGUGUCCAAACUGUGAAAAGCCAAAAGGCCGUGUCUAUACUAAACUCCCGAUGGUUGCCAGUCAGCAAGCUGCAAAAGAAACUAGGAGCCCUACACGAGGACUACAACAUCAAUGAGCUGCUCAUCUCAUCCAUUGGGGAUCAGCUUCAUUACCAGCAGGCGGCACUACAGCGUCUCGAACCAGGUCUAUAUAUUGGCUUCCUAAAGAUGCAAUGCUCGAUGGAUCAAAUUCAAGUGGUGGUCCCAGUGAAGACGCCAAAUGUUCUGCCCCACUGCAAAGUGCGAGAGAAUAGCCACAUUACGGCCGAGGAAUGGCAGGUGCUUCACCGCAGCGGAGAUCCGUUGCGUUUGCCUCUGGAGUUUAGUUCUCCACAAGGAGAGCCCGGCAACACGUCCACGGAAGUGCAACGGCUCUUCCUGUAUGAUCUCACCAAUGCCAUGCAUAAACUGUUCGCCAGCAUGAACAUCAAGGCCUCGGAUGCAGCCACCCAUCGACUCUACGAUGUGGAAGUGAUAGAACACAGUCACGACAUAAGCUUUCUGAUUGUCUGCCCCUCCGCUGAAGCAUCCUGUGCCGUGCCAGGCCAGUCGGAGUUACUACUGCAGCGGGAUGAUCUGGCCAGCCUGAGUAUCCAAGCUUUCGAGAUGAUCCACUUGCGUACCUAUCAGCCGGCCAUUAUACAGAAAUAUGCUCGCCUCUCCUGCAUUCUCGAACUGGACACCGCCCUGGCAACGCAUUCGCAUCGUGAGGCCUUCUCCACCAGUGAAUUGCAGGCGGCCAAAGAUCGACUAGCCACAUUGCAAGAGCUUAGCUCGAGUUUAACACUGGUGUGGAAGAGUGUACGAUGGCUUAUGGAUGUGGUGGCAUAUGCCCGCAACAAGAAUGCCCAGCCCUCGUUGGCCAUGCGUGAGAUUCUUAAUUUUGCCCAGCAGCGUCAUGAUGAUGGGUCCUCGAUGGGUGCCGUGGCGGGUAAGCAACUUCUGCAGUUGCCCAUACGCGAGACUAAGUUCAACAAGGCAGGAACCGGACGCGGCAGUUGGCCCGGACCGGGUACAAAUGAGGAUCAGACUCAGAAUCAAGCCAAGCCAGAGCACUCGAAAUCAGAACAGAAUCUGGGCCACACCGCCAUCACACCAGCGGAUGGAAAUGCCAAACAAUUGAUCCAGCAACAGCAGCAGCAACAGCAACAUCAUCAACAACAACAGCAGCAGCAACAACAGCAAUUGCUCCAAGUGACCACCAGUGAGUAUGCGGCUUCCAGCAGUUCGGAAAUGUCGUUGCGAAAAAAUAGCGGCGAUUCCGUGAGUUCCACCUACACAGCCCGAAGCUUCUAUUCGGCGGUGGACUCGGCCUCGGAUGGGAAUAGUAGCAGCAGUGUUUUUGCCAUUCCACCAUCACGUUCGGAUGACACCCUUGCGGAUGCCCUGCGACACACUCAAUCAUCGGCUGCUCAACGUAAGCGUACCAGCUCAAAUAUUGGUCCCCAUACAGCUCCACUCAUUACAGUGCACAGCUCCAGUUCGGCUCCCUACCUGGCGGGUUCGAGUGUGUCCCUAAGAAGCGGCACAUUUGUCACCGAUCUGGAACACAAGCCACUUAAUGCAAGCGGUAAAGCUGCUUCCAGUGCCAAUCUACGGGAAGGUGGUCUCUAUUUAAAGAGCACUCUGUCCGAGCUUAGGGCAGUGGGUGCAAGUGCCGGUGCCGAUGGUGAAGAGCAUCCCGUGGCCAGCACCUCGAAAGCAUCUUCCACCAAGAGUCUUUCGCGUCAGAGCAGCGAAGAGGACACGGCCAGUUGCUCUAGCCUAAAUACAGAACAAACGCCAGGAAUUAUUCAGGUGUACACUGCCUACAACACGGGACUGGCCAGUGGAACGAGUCUCAAACUCCAUGUCACGCCGAAGACAACCGCUCGGGAAGUUAUCAAUCUGGUGGUCAAGCAACUCAAUAUGGCUGUCGUCCUGAAGGGCAACAACGGUCCUAUCUACAGUGCCGAUAUGCUGGACAACUUCUGCCUGGUGGCUGUUAUCGGGGCCAGGGAACGUUGCCUCCGUGAUGACUUCAAGCCGCUGCAAUUGCAGAAUCCCUGGAAGAAGGGUCGCCUCUAUGUACGCAAAAAGCACGAGCUGCUGGCUGCCAUCGAGCACUCGAAUCGUAAAUCCCAUUUGAUCUGAAUCCACAAUUUUCACCUGCGUUCAUCAUUUGGUUUCGUUGAUUUGAUCCAAUUUCGUGCUGGAAUGAAACUUAAUUCGACCAACCAAUUCCUCCAACCUCCACUCCCCAAUUAGACUGAAUUAUGCUUAAUGGCAAAGAAGUAAUACAAGAUGAUAGAUGAGAAGAGAAAUGUAUUGAAAAUGGUAUUAUAUUUUUAAUAGUUUUAUGUCAUAUAGUACAUUAGGCACGCCCCAAAUACCCCACACAAAGCCCACAAAGAUUAUUGUUAACUCCAUUUACUGUGUUUCAAAGAGAAAGGCAAAAUAUGCUCAAUACUUGUAAAACUAAAAGUAGUUAUGUGCAUAUACAUAUAUGUACAUAUGUAUA